Messenger RNA from Sclerotinia sclerotiorum 1980 UF-70, 237 nucleotides. RefSeq lists its product with no specific name. The record is from RefSeq and is a predicted model, not a curated record. Bases 1 to 237 code for a protein of 78 amino acids. The transcript has a single exon. Lineage: Eukaryota; Fungi; Ascomycota; Leotiomycetes; Helotiales; Sclerotiniaceae.
AUGACGGCAAUUAAUAUUGCAAAGAUAAAGAGUAUUAGAAGACUUUUCGAGAUCCAAUCCAUAGUUAUUUUGGUUAAAUAUGUUGUUAGUCGUGUUGCGGUGGUCGUGGUCGUGAUUGUGGGUGAGGAGGUUGGUUGGUUGGUAAUGUUAAAGGUGGUGGAGGUAGUAGGAUGGAUGUGGUUGAAGAUCUCUCCAGAAGUACUUUUGGGGUUGCACGAAGAAGAUACUUAUAGUUGA